Molecule: messenger RNA, 1715 nt
Organism: Chionomys nivalis (European snow vole)
Lineage: Eukaryota; Metazoa; Chordata; Mammalia; Rodentia; Cricetidae
Gene: Ptrhd1
Product: peptidyl-tRNA hydrolase domain containing 1
Exons: 2
Coding region: 1-423 (140 amino acids)
Molecular function (GO): peptidyl-tRNA hydrolase activity
Source: RefSeq, a predicted model, not a curated record
AUGCACCGCGGAGUGGGUCCGGCCAUUCAGAUGGUCAGGAAGAUGGCAGGCUCCGGGGCGGAGCCGCAGAUCCUCGUACAGUACUUAGUGUUACGAAAGGAUCUAUCUCAGGCUCCUUUCUCCUGGCCCACGGGUGCACUGAUAGCGCAGGCUUGUCACGCCGCCACCGCAGCCUUGCACCUUCACCGAGAACAUCCGCAUACGGUAGCUUAUCUCCGGGAGCUGGGGCGCAUGCGCAAGGUGGUUCUCGAGGCUGCUGAUGAGACCACCUUGAAGGAGCUGGCGGAGACUCUGCAGCAGCAGAACAUCGACCACAUGCUAUGGCUAGAGCAGCCAGAGAACAUUGCCACUUGCAUCGCCCUCAGGCCGUACCCCAAGGAAGAAGUGAGCCAGCAUUUGAAGAAGUUCCGAUUGUUCAAGUGACUGCAUUCCGGCAGAACUGGAUGUCAAAUGCCCUCCAUCCUGAAGCAUUGUGGACUUCUUUCAGUUAAUGUGCUCCUUCCUUCCAGUUAUGAUGGUUUUAAGAGCCAGCACAGGCUCAAAUUAAAGCCAUCUUUAGCGAGUACUUCCUAUUGUCAUUAUGUCACCAAAUUCAAGCGAGGGAAGCCGGUAAGCAGCAAUAUCGUCUGCGGGUCAUUGCUCAAGCAGAAGAUUUUUUUUGGUUAGGAGUAUUAGACUUCUGAUCACCCAGGUUUAAAUGUUGCCUUUGAGUUCUUUACCUAUCCCAUCCCCUCCUGCUUCCCAUCACUGGCUUCCAGUCUCUAGUGCAGUAAUAGACACUUCCUGUUCUUCCCCUCUUUGCUGCCUCAUGAAUUCAGUUAAACACUGUCACCAUCACAGCCAAAAAUUGUUCCCUUCUCCAAACAUGUAUACACGAUAGUACACUGUUCAAAAUACUUCUGUUAACGUGUACACGACAACAGAAAUUAAUUGAGUGUUUGAGAAGUCGAGUUUAUAUGACGUAAUCUGUUCAGUAGAUCCUCUUACACGAGAGAGGAAAACCAGGAGUGGUGGCUCACGCUUGUAAUCCCUGCUCUUGGGAGGCUGGGGCAGGGGAGUUGUCUUGAGUUCAAGACCAUUCUGUGCUACUGAGUAAGACCCUGUCUCAGAAAAGCUGAAAAUAUUCAGGUGAGUGAAUUGGUCAAUGCCCUCUUCCUAUAAAACGUGUGGUAAUUAACCUACAAAGAGAGAAGACUUGCUUUGGCUGGCUGUUUUGGAGGUCCCAGGAGAAGACUAGGCAGACUCGUGGAGCUAGGUGGCAAUUCUGGAUGGCAAAGGCAAGCGACAAGGUGGUGAGGCCUGCUUGACGACUCAGCCAGGAAGCAGAAAGAACAUGGAAGAGGCUGGUGCACCACAGUCCUUCAGACUGCCAAUGAGGUCCUGUCUUCUGAAGGCGGCACUGUCUUACUCAGUGUUAGGAUUCAGGCAUGAUGUUGGCCCCUGUCACCUGGCAGGAUGCACUCAGGCAGUACUCUGGCCAGCCCAGGGUCCUAUGGCUGCUCCCACUACAGUCACUACGUAGUCUGUCUGCAGGUGAAAUGGUUCCUUUAAGAGACAAGUUCCCGGGGCCGGGCGAUGGUGGCGCACGCCUUUAAUCCCAGCACUCGGGAGGCAGAGGCAGGCGGAUCUCUGUGAGUUCGAGACCAGCCUGGUCUACAGAGCUAGUUCCAGGACAGGCUCCAAAGCCACAGAGAAACCCUGACUCGAAAAAAACC